AGAAAUUCCAUGUUUACGUGACGAAUAAAGUGCGCUACCAUGACUUCUCAAAGGUCUCCAUAAUCGAAAAGCUGCUGUCUCGUCAUCCUGAAGACACACCCUUGGCCACCAAUAUGUUCCUACAAUGGCCACCUCCUCAGGUCGAACACUUUUAUCCCCGUUAACUUUUCCCUCUUUCCCUUCUCAUUCCCCGUCUAAACCAGCGUCACCAUCUCCGUGUCCACGGUUGUAUCAGUCGAGCUCUACUUCCAUUCCCUUUUAUCUCCCCUCGACUUCCGAAAUAUCUCACCAGGAUGGAAAACAUUCAGUACCACGCAGGCAGUCGCGCACAUCACGCCCUCAAACACCAUAAACGCGGCCUGGUUCUGCAUAAUCGGGUUCCUCAACCUUCCAGACAUCUCCGCUAUGC
This is a messenger RNA of Hyaloscypha bicolor E, 409 nucleotides long. RefSeq lists its product as uncharacterized. Bases 125 to 352 code for a protein of 75 amino acids. NCBI's taxonomy places the organism in Eukaryota, Fungi, Ascomycota, Leotiomycetes, Helotiales, Hyaloscyphaceae. The record is from RefSeq and is a predicted model, not a curated record. The transcript has a single exon.